Diaporthe citri is the source of this 2664-nucleotide messenger RNA. RefSeq lists its product as uncharacterized. Gene Ontology annotation, biological process: signal transduction. The record is from RefSeq and is a predicted model, not a curated record. The coding region runs from base 1 to 2664 and encodes 887 amino acids. The transcript is spliced from 6 exons. NCBI's taxonomy places the organism in Eukaryota, Fungi, Ascomycota, Sordariomycetes, Diaporthales, Diaporthaceae.
AUGAGGGCGUCCCGAGAACUUUCCACGCCGGAUCUGCAGCCCAGGCCGUCGGUCACGGGGUAUCAUGGCAGAUUGUCGGUUCCAGUCAAAAAGACAUCCAGUGGCCUCCAGAGCAGCGCAACCUGGACAUCAAACAGCGGUGAUUUGAUGUCCGACACUGACGAGAUUGCGAACCGAGAUAAUUUUGUUGAAGAAUACAACAGACUAGCCAAGAAGCAUGGCGUGCGUCACCUGGUCCCCGACCCCCCCGAGAACGCUGAGUCCGAAGGGAUCGCUCCGAGACGGAAUUGGUGGUCACGCACCUUCAGAAGAACUUCCAGCCAGUCCACGGAGCAUAGUGUGAAGCGCAAACGCAGUGUUGGCCAUGUGACGGUACAUAUGAUGCAUCCUAAAAGGGACAGUCUCAAGGAUCAAGACCUCCAGGGGCUCGUCCGCCUGUGUGGCAAGAGCUUCUUGUAUCUGCCGCCUGAGUAUGCGCCUGGGUCCUUGAUUCUUCCAACGUGCUUCCGCGCCACUGCGCAGCAUCUGGUUCAUUCCGCACCAGAGACUCGUGGAGUUUUCAGAAUCCCAGGUUCGGUGCGAGUCGUCAACGAGCUGUACGAGUUUUAUUGCGCACACCAGGCAGGAGGCGAUGUCGCCAACACAGUUCGAAGCCCAAAUCUGCCCUCACACAUCAACGCCGGUAUCCAUGACGUUGCUUCCCUAUUCAAGAAAUUCCUCGCAGGCCUACCAGGAGGAAUCCUCGGGUCUCUUUCACUGUUCGACGCGCUGGUUGCGAUCAACAGCCAAUUGUACACUGACCCGGAGUUCAGCAGGACAAAACAAAGCAAGCUUCGGGCGCGGCUCAUUGCCCUCGCCGUUGGAACUUUGAGGUCACAAUACAGAAGGGAACUGAUCUGUGCUGUUUUUGGUCUUCUGUGUCUGCUCGGGAGAGCUGCAGAGACAGCUCCAAGGGAAGAUGAGUCGGGAAGGCCGUUGCCCACCUCAGACCUUAUGGGCUACAGCGCUCUCGGGAUCGUCUUUGGACCUCUGCUGAUCGGCGAUAUGCUCGGCUCUCAUUCUGUGAAGCUCGCAGAUCCCAGUUCUGGGCUGUUUCUUGUGCCGAUGUCACCUCAGCCGAAGUCAAAGAAGGAGAAGAAGAAAGCCAAGGAGUCGGCUGAUGAACCCCCUCAAGCUUUCUGGGAUGUUGACAAAAUUCACGUUGCCAAUGAUAUCACGGAAAUGCUCAUCACAAAUUGGAGAGACGUUGUUAAGCAGAUGAGGAAUCUGGACGGAAGCUUGAGCAUAUUGCGACACCGCAGCCGUGCCUCAAUUUCUGAGGACUCAAGACAGGCAAGGAGCUUCACGAGACCUUCGGAAGAUGUUUUCACCCAUCACAAAUCUAUCGAGGUACGAACGUCUGAGGAUCGUCCGCCUAGCCCAACAGCUUCUUCCUCCAGGGCCGUGUCUUUCAAACAGACAGAUAGAACCAGCGAAGCUCUUUCUGUGAAGAAGACGCGCCAAAACACUGCCCGCUCCGCCUCGAACCUUGCCCGGGGCUCGAACCUAGGAGUUCUCUCUCCUCCGAAGGAGGAGUCUGGUAGCGAGAAUCAAGAAAAUCUGACUUCCAGGCGGACGACACCUUUGAAGAGCUCUCUCAGGUCACCCGGCAAGAAUGCAACAGACAGUCGAAAGGCAGGUGAACCAACGAAUUACGAAAAUGCUCCGCCUACAAGCAAAGGUGAAGACCCUACUGUGCAGUCGCUCUAUAUCUCCUCGGUGCCCACUGGACCACUAGAAUCGACGAUGCCAGACAAUGGAGCCACGACGGCGAAACAUGUGGCAACAAACACAACUGAAAAAGACAUAUCAACACAUGAGGCAAAGGCUGAUACCCCGCGACGUCGUGACCACCCUUGCAGGACUACAUCGAGAAUUCCGAAGCCCACAAACCAGGAUGACUUGAGUGUGGCUCCUGGGAAGAAUCUGAAACCCACGUUUUCGUGCGACCUGGACUCAAUGACUGCAUACGCGGUGGUUCCUGGUGCAAAAAUACUGAGUGGAACUUCUACCAUGCGGUACCAGCCCAGAGCAUCUCACACAGACUCGACAGCUGAGUUGAAAAAUGUGGGAUCGUCGAGCCGGUCACUCAAGUCCACACAUGAAAAAGAAGACAACCAGGCGGAGAGAUUGGCUAUCGUUCCAAAGCAUAUUGUCACCCCUGACCAGAUGGACGGGGCGGCAGACACUGUAUUGACUGGAAACUUGUGCCGUGGAUCGUUCCUUGAUCUCAAGGACCGCUUCGAGGGGCGGCAGAUUGCUAUUAAUCGACCAUCGUCCUAUCCCAUCUGGAAGAGCAGGUCUAAGGCCCACUUGCCACAGCACAUUGAUGUGCACAGUCAAGACCAGAAGCCGCCCUUGAUCACUCCACGGAAAGCCUCGCCCAUGUCAGCCAUCAGCAGUCGUGGUAAUCUCAAGCGAGGUGCUGGUAGGGUAAUGGAUUUGGCCGCAAAGUUCGACAGUGCCGCCAAAAAUUCGCCCUGCAUAACUCUCGUGGAAGGUUCUGAGUACAAGCAUCGACGAGAGGUUGCUGGACUGGUCUCCCCAUACACCAGCAACCCGUCUCCGCUUCAGUCUGCUACCUCGGCGUCGACUCCAGCUUCACUGAUGUACCGCAGCAUUUGA